Molecule: messenger RNA, 2153 nt
Organism: Sarcophilus harrisii (Tasmanian devil)
Lineage: Eukaryota; Metazoa; Chordata; Mammalia; Dasyuromorphia; Dasyuridae
Gene: AWAT2
Product: acyl-CoA wax alcohol acyltransferase 2
Exons: 7
Coding region: 381-1382 (333 amino acids)
Biological process (GO): lipid metabolic process
Cellular component (GO): endoplasmic reticulum membrane
Molecular function (GO): retinol O-fatty-acyltransferase activity
Source: RefSeq, a predicted model, not a curated record
CAGAGGAAUGAACCUUUUGAUGUGGGUGUGGGCGGCAGGCCAGCUUAGGAGCUCCUGUCAGGAGCCAUGUUGCUGAUCUGGCCCUUUCCCACUCUUUCCCUGGCCCUUCCUGGAGCCCUCCCCUGGCCGGGCCCCUCCCAAAAGCCUGUCUCUGUAGCCAAAGGUGAAGGCAGGGACUGUCACAAUGGGGUUAACCCAUGUGAGGGGCCAUGUUCAACUAGGUAAAAGAGCAGGUGGGUGGGCAGGGUGAGCCUGUGGAUGAGUCUGUGCAUGUGUCCUUAUGUAUGUGGGAGUCCCUGCGAGCGCGGGAGAGUUGACACAGGGCGCGGAAGCCUGCGGUUCCAGCUGGGCAUCAGUCAGCGCCGGCCGGCCCGGACACCAUGGGUUCCAUCUCCAGGAAGGACCUGAAGGCGGCACUGGAGGUCUUCGCCAUUUUCCAGUGGGCUCUGAGUGCCCUGCUCAUUGUUUUAUUUGUGAUCUUUUUCCACCUGUACCUGGUGGUAUUCACGCCCUACUGGCAGCUGACCGUACUCACGAUUAUGUGGCUGAUUUUUGACUGGAAGACUCCUCAGCGAGGUGGCCGGAGGUCAAAGUGGGUGAGGGGCUGGCGCCUCUGGAAACAGUACAGAGAUUACUUUCCACUCAAGCUGGUGAAGACUCACGACCUAUCCCCCAGAUACAAUUACAUCAUUGCCAGCCACCCGCACGGGCUCUUGGCCCACAACUGCUUCUGCCACUUUGCCACCGAGGCCUCCGGCUUCUCCCGGAUCUUCCCCGGCAUCACCCCGUACGUGCUCACCUUGGGAGCCUUCUUCUGGGUGCCCAUCCUCAGGGAAUACGUGAUGUCUAGCGGAGCAUGCUCUGUGGCCCAGGCCUCCAUGGACUACCUGCUGAGUGGCAAAGGCUCGGGCAACGCUGUGGUGGUGGUGGUGGGCGGCCUGGCCGAGUGCCCUUACGCCAGGCCGGGCUUCUCCACGCUGGUCCUGAAGGAGCGGAAGGGCUUUGUGCGCGUGGCCCUCCGGCACGGGGUGGCCCUGGUCCCCACCUACUCCUUUGGAGAAAACGAAGUCUACGAUCAGCACAUCUUCACCCCCGGAGGCUGGAUCAACCGCUUCCAGAAGUGGAUCCAGAGACUGGUGCACAUCUACCCUUGUGCCUUCUAUGGCCGGGGCUUCACCGAGAACUCCUGGGGCCUUCUGCCUUACCGGAAGCCCGUCACCACCAUCGUCGGGGAGCCCCUACAGAUCCCCAAGAUCGAGAACCCGAGCCAGGACGUGGUGGACGAAUACCACGCCCGGUACAUCAAGGCCCUGCGGAAGCUGUUUGAGGAGUACAAGGUCCAGUACGGGUUCCCGGAGACCCAGGAGCUGACCAUCAUCUGAAAGCCACCCGCCUGCCAGCCCCCGGAGUAGGAGGGAGAUGUGGAGGCAGCAGGCGAGGACAUGCGUGGAGGGGAGCUGUGGGAGGACUUGGGGGACCCGGAGACUCGGGGAGGGGCCAGACAGGGGCCGAGAGAGCCACGUGACCGUUUCCGUUCCUCACGCCUGACUCCUGAAGCUCCAACCUCGGGCUUCCGGAGGCAGGGAAGACGUGCGGGGCCAGGCAAGGCACGGGCGGCUCACGAUUUCUCGUAUGAGGGUGGCAAACUCCUCCCCGGAGCCCAGCAGACCACUGGACAGCCAAUAAAAAAUGCCAACUGACAUGCAGUUCCAUAAGUAUUUAUUAAGUGCCAAAUACAUGCCGGGGGCUGGGGGGGGGGGGAGAUACAAAGGUUCCCGGAGACACGGGGCCUGCCCUCGCGGAGCUUCCAGUCUGGUAGGGGGAGAGGACACGCACACAGACAACUACCGCAUGCAAGAGAACGGAUACAGGUGCAUACGAGACAUAAAGUGCGACGCGAUCAGUGGAAGGAAAGAUCAUGUCUUGAUGGGGGGGGGGGCAGAGGAGGCUUCCUGGAAGAGGCAGCCUUUGAGUGGGGCCUUGAAAGACAUCACCAGAAGGAACCCUUACGGGAGAACACUGCUGGCAGGGGGAAUGGUAGCCACAGGGGUCCCCAAGCCAAAAUAAAGGCAACUGUCUAGGGAUGUCGAGGCAAAUGCGUGAGAGGGGAGACGGUGCAAGCUGGAACUGGCCAAGACUAUCGAAGCCUCGAA